This is a messenger RNA of Amblyraja radiata (thorny skate), 2281 nucleotides long. RefSeq names its product UBA domain containing 1 (gene ubac1). Lineage: Eukaryota; Metazoa; Chordata; Chondrichthyes; Rajiformes; Rajidae. The transcript has 10 exons. Gene Ontology annotation, cellular component: ubiquitin ligase complex. The coding region runs from base 116 to 1315 and encodes 399 amino acids. Gene Ontology annotation, molecular function: protein binding. The record is from RefSeq and is a predicted model, not a curated record.
GGUCGCACUGGUCUCCGAGUGGAGGGACGGUGAGGAGGUCGGGCGCUGCCUGCUGGCGCCGGGGCAGCCGCUUAAAUACAGUCCGUGGCUGCUGGCCGGGCCCUCGCUCGGGGCCAUGUUCGUGCAGGAGGAGAAGAUCUUCGCGGGGAAGGUGCUGCGGCUCCACAUCUGCACCAUGGAGGGAGCCGAGUGGGUGGAAGAGGUGACCGAGGACACGGGCGUCGAGAAACUCAAGGAGCGCUGCCUCAAGCAGUGCGUACAAGGAGGUUUAGAGGAUCCAAAGACAGUCACACACCACAAACUCAUUCACGCUACUUCAGAGAGGGUCCUGUCGGACACAAAGACUGUAGGUGAAGAGAACCUCCAGGAUAAAGAUGUUUUAUUGUUAAUUAAAAAGCGUGCCCCUGCUGCUCCUCCCAAAAUGGCUGAAGUUUCUGCAGAGGAAAAGAAAAAACAAGAGCAAAAGGCUCCUGAUAAGGAGGACAUCAUGAAGGUGACAGCUCAACUUACUGCUCGGCAGGUUGAUCGCAUGGUUACCCAGCACAACCUGCGAGAUUUUCAGACAGAACUCAGGAAAAUACUUGUUUCACUAAUAGAAGUGGCACAGAAGCUGCUAGCGUUGAAUCCAGAUGCUGUAGAACUGUUUAAGAAGGCAAAUGCCAUGCUGGAUGAGGAUGAGGAAGAACGAGUGGAUGAGGCAGCUCUACGUCAACUGACGGAAAUGGGCUUCCCCGAGAGUCGAGCAGUCAAAGCAUUACGGCUGAAUCAUAUGUCUGUAACACAGGCUAUGGAGUGGCUAAUUGAGCAUGCAGAAGACCCUGCAAUCGAUGCACCGCUGCCUGUUCCCGGCGAAAAAAGAGCAGUGGCAGAGGAGGCUAAACCUGAAGCAGUUGCUGAAAUUUCCAAGCAAGAUGAGCUGACUGAUAUCUUCAAGAGAAUUAGGAGGAAACGGGAAUUUCGACCAGAACCCAGAGCAAUGAUUGCUCUGAUGGAAAUGGGAUUUGAUGAAAAGGAAGUAAUCGAUGCAUUGAGAGUUAACAACAACCAACAAGAUGCUGCUUGUGAGUGGCUGCUGGGUGAUCGAAAGCCUUCCCCUGAGGAAUUGGAUAAUGGUAUUGAUGUCGAAAGCCCGUUAUUUCAAGCCAUUUUGGACAACCCUGUAGUACAGCUGGGACUGAUUAAUCCUAAAACACUGCUUGCAUUUGAAGAUAUGCUGGAAAAUCCAUUGAACAGCACUCAGUGGAUGAAUGACCCCGAGACGGGCCCUGUGAUGCUGCAGAUUUCUAGAAUUUUCCAGACUCUGAAUCGUACGUAGGACACACCCCCCUCUCCUCCAACACGGGUGCUUCCAGCUGCUUGCCUGCAGAGAUGGGUAUCAUUUCCUGAGAAGAGCAAGUGCGGAUUGUUCACGACUGGAGCCUGUUUGUACUUAAUAUGAGAAGCUUGCAACUCCAUCCACAUAACUACUGUUGCCUUCGGAUCUAGUGCUUAAGGCCUUGAUCUGAGGUUUUUUUUUUAAUUUAAAGGAAAGGUCAUUAGUAAAUUGCACAGAUUUCAAGACACAAAAGAGAACACUUAUAAAAGCUAAAGACAGUGGUAAUCCCAUUUUUGGAAACGGGCAACUAAUAUGUUGUUUGGCAUUUGGACGUUUGUGAACAGCCAAAGAACAAAGGGUAAAAAACUGGGGAUCUGCUAAAUAGAUGUUUACUAUUAUUUGAUUGCCUUGGUUAUUGCCUAUAUAUACCUCUUUGAAAGGGACAGAGCAACUUUGAUAACUGGUGAACAAUAUUAUUAUUAUUAUUAUUAGAAAUGCACCAAAGCAUACUUGGAAAGACCUAUUAAUGUGGAGAGCUGUAUUGUUCUUGUUAUCAAGGUUGUCAGUCCUCGGUAGAAACUUCAAAAUUAGUGGUUGUGUACAGUGAAGGAGGCAGUCCUGCAGACAGAGGUGAUUGCAAUAUUGAAAAUAAAAGGUAAUAAUUGUAGCUGAGUAAGGGUUUUCUUAUCACGUCUUUUGCUAAUACGUAGCUUUGACUUUUCCUCGCAUCCAACAACAACGGGAGGUCAUUGUUCAAAAUAAUCGCAGUGCCAAAUAAGUCUGUUUUAGAGUGCAGAAUACUCCCACUGAUUACUAUAUUAAUAUUUUUUUUAAGCAAUUAAUUGGUUCCUUUUGCAGCUUUGGAAGAUGGUCUUGUCUCUCACUACAUGGUACCAUGGUGCUCAUUACUGCUGUGUAUAAGAAAUCUAUAAAUACUGAUUUUUAUAGAAUGCUCUAUUUGGAGAA